Molecule: messenger RNA, 2668 nt
Organism: Urocitellus parryii (Arctic ground squirrel)
Lineage: Eukaryota; Metazoa; Chordata; Mammalia; Rodentia; Sciuridae
Gene: Kng1
Product: kininogen 1
Biological process (GO): positive regulation of cytosolic calcium ion concentration; negative regulation of blood coagulation; negative regulation of endopeptidase activity
Cellular component (GO): extracellular region; blood microparticle
Molecular function (GO): cysteine-type endopeptidase inhibitor activity
Source: RefSeq, a predicted model, not a curated record
AGUGUAUGGCAGAAGGGCCCCAAGUGUUGAGGUCCCAAGUGUUGAGGUAGAGAGAGAAGAGAACAGAGGAAACAAGAGACUGGAGACUGUUAAAAAUCAGCAUCCAAGUUGGCUCCCAAUUCUAAGGGAAACCAUCUCUCAGAUUCUACAGGGAGACUGUUGAAUCAUGAAACUAAUAACUAUCCUUUUCCUCUGCUCCAGGCUGCUAGCAAGUUUAUCCCAGGAAUCUGUCACUGAGGAAAUUGAUUGUGAUGAUGAGGAUGUAUUUAAGGCUGUGGAUGCUGCUCUGAAGAAUUAUAACACUAGGAUACAAAGCGGCAACCAGUUUGUGUUGUACCGUGUGACUGAGGUCAAUAAGACGGUUGGCUCUGAAACAUUUUAUUCCCUCAAGUAUCAAAUCAAGGAGGGUGAUUGUCCUGUUCAAAGUGGCAAAACCUGGCAGGAUUGUGACUACAAGGGAGCGGAGGAAGCUGCCAGAGGAGAAUGCACAGCAAACGUGGCGAAGAGGGAGAGUACGAAAUUCUCCGUGGCUACCCAGAUCUGCCAGAUUAUUCCAGCUGAGGGCCCUGUGGUGACAGCCCAGUACACCUGCCUGGGCUGUGUGUAUCCCAUAUCAACUGAGAACCCUGACCUGGAGCCCAUUUUGAAACAUGCCAUUCAACAUUUUAACAACAACACGAAGCAUUCCCACCUCUUUGCUCUUGGAGAAGUAAAAAGAGCCCAAAGACAGGUGGUGGCUGGAUGGAACUAUGGAAUUACUUACUCAAUUGUUCAAACUGAUUGUCUCAAAAAGGAUUUUCUACUCUUAACUCCAGACUGCAAGUCCCUUUCUGAUGGUGAUGUGGGUGAAUGUACAGAUAGUGCACAUGUGGAUCCUCAGCUAAGAAUUGCUUCCUUCUCACAGAACUGCAACAUUCAUUCAGGAGAGGAUCUUGUAAAACCACAUCCCAAGAUUUGUCCCGGCUGCCCCUUUGAAAUACCUCUCGACAGCCCUGAGCUGGCAGAAGCACUUACUCAUUCCAUUACAAAGCUUAAUGCAGAAAAUAACGAAACUUUCUACUUCAAGAUUGACACUGUGAAAAGAGCUUCAGCACAGGUGGUGGCUGGGAAGAAAUUUUUUAUUGAGUUCACAGCCAGGGAAACCACAUGCUCCAAGGAAGAUAAUACAGAGUUGACUGAAAGUUGUGAGAUCAAAAAUUCUGGUCAAAGUCUAAGCUGCAAUGCUGAAGUUUAUGUGAGACCUUGGGAGCAAAAAGUUUACCCUACCAUCAACUGUCAAGUGCUAGAAAUGACGUCAUUGAGGAAAAGGCCUCCAGGUUUUUCACCUUUCCGAGCAGUACCAGGAGAAAAAAAAGAAGGAGGAACAAUUGUAAGUCUACCCUCCACUUCCAUGGCACCUGUGCAAGAUGAAGAACAGGAUCCAGAAAAAGAGGAAGGACCCACUCGUGGGCAUGGGUGGGACAGUGAAAAGAAAAUUAAACCUGGGCUUGGCCAUGGUCAUAAACAUGAGCAUAAGCAAGGCCAUGGGCACAAAAGGGGACAUGGGGUUGGCCAUGAUCCUCCAAAGCAAAAUGCCCUUGGCCAUGGUCAACAACAACAGCAUGGCCUUGAUCAUGGAUAUCAACCCAAACUUGACUUUGAUCUUGAACAUGGCCUUGACCAUGGACAUCAAAUAGGACAUGACCUAGCCCAUGGACAUAAACAUAAGCUUAAGCAUGGUCAUGAAAAACAUAAAAACAAAGACAAAAACAAUGGAAAGCUCAAUGACCAGAGACCAGAGCAUUUGGCAAGCUUUCCUGAAGUUAGUACUAUAUCUUCUACACAGACAGAGGAGAAGACGGAAGGGCCAACGCCCAUCCAUUCCCUAACCCAGCCAGGUAUAGCAGUUACCUUUUCUGACUUUCAGGACUCAGAUCUCCUUGAAGCAGUGACACCUCCCAUGCCACCAACUCCCACAGAGAAUUAUGAUGAUUUGAUCCCUGAUAUCCAAAUAAAACCAAAUAGCUUUUUAUUUGAGCUAAUACCUGAUUUUCCGGAAACAAACUCCCCCAAAUGUCCUGGACGUCCCUGGAAGCCAAUUAAUGGAAAUAAUCCAGUCAUGGAAAUGAAAGAAUUUCAUGAUUUUGAUCUCUCUGAUGCUCUUUGAUAAUUUAUGCAGCCAUGGGUAUUUUUUUAACACCUCAUCAUCCCCUCCCUGCAUUGUCCAAAUAUAAAUAUCCUAAUAUGAGGCACCAAAACCCAUAAAGCUUCAAAACAGCCUAGAGAGAAGUAGUGAGCCUCUCAAUGGAGACACCAUMAGUCUCGAAGAAUUGUAUAAAACUGUGUACCAGAGUUUUAAAUCCUUUUUGAGUCUUCCUCACAAGUUUUCUAAAUUGGCAAAGAAAAUGGACCAAUGUGCCUUAUUACCUACUGCCAUUUACUUUUCAUGAAUGCAUACCUCAAAUGUACUUUAUCAAUUUUCAUUCUAAAACUUGCCAUUCUGAGCAAACUGAUACCUGGUCCCUGAGUGUGUAUGAAAAUAAGGAAAGUCUAAGAGACUGAAUGCUGAACUUUUUAAUGGUGUAAAAUUAAGUUAAACUAGACGCAGUAGAUUACAAAUCUGUAAUCCCAGUGGCUUGGGAGGCUGAGACAGGAGGAUCACAAGUUCAAAGCCAGCCUCAGCAACUUA